AUGUUCAUUGAAAUUGCAUUCACAAACGCUGAAGACAAGAUAGUUAUUCUUUCUGAGCGUAAAAAUCUUUUUACGUUGUGUUGUCAGGUUGGAGGAAAUCGAGAAAUUGCAACUUACCCCACGGAGCUUCGAUAUCGAAAGUACAGUACUAACUGGAAACGGCGUCGUCCCCCGCAGGCUGACCUCGUGCCGCAGAUGGCGUCUCUCGGCGCGGGGCUGUACUUAAGCCGCAAGCGGGCAGCGGACAGGAGCGCGGCGGUGGAAAGGAGGAACCUACUCACCGUUUGCCGGUUUUCAGUGAAGACUCUCUUGGACCGAUCCUGUUUCGACAGCAUGGACGACUCGUCUGCAGAGUUGAUCAAUUUUGUGUCCAUCCUGGAGCAUAUCCUCAACCAUAGACUGAAAGGUCAGACAACGUGGUUUGGCUACGAGAGUCCUCGGAGUUUCUGGGAUUUUGUCAAAGCCGCCAGCAGUAAAGUCCCUCAUAAUUGCAUUCGAAGCAUUGAGAGUAUGGAGAAUGUGCGCUCAAGCAAAGCUAAGGGUCGAGCUUGGAUCCGAGUAGUUCUAAUGGAGAAAAGACUGUCUGAAUACAUCUCAUCCGCUCUGAGGGACCAUAGAACUACCAGGAGGUUUUAUGAGGAUGGGGCGAUCAUGCUGGGAGAGGAGGCGGGGCUUCUGGCGGACACGCUCAUUGGACUCAACACCAUCGACUUCAGCUUCUGUCUGAAAGGCGAAGGUCUAGACAUCAGUGACCCCUCGGUCAUCGACUACACACCUUACUUGAAGUUCACUCAGAGCGGCGACAGCAUCAGCAGCGAUGAGGAGGAGAUGCGCACCCUGGGCAGCACCGGCAGCGAGCACAGCACCCCGGACAAGAUGGCCACGGCUGCUGCCAUCUUCACCGAGCAGAGCAACUUGGUCAGCAAGUGCAAGCGCUUUGAGCAGAAAUAUCGCAUGGCGUUGGAGCAGAAGGGUUACCUGGAGGAGCUUGUGCGUUUGCGCGAGACGCAGCUGGCGGAGGCGUCGUCACACCACAAAGCUCUUGAGCAGAGCCUCGUGGACACACACCUGUCACACUCGCUGGAGAAGGAGCAGCUGGAAUUUAUCAUUUUGGAGCUGCAGGAUCAACUGACCGUGUUGAAGAACAAUGACUUGCGGUCGCGACAGGAGCUGACAGCCCACCUGACCAAUCAGUGGCCGUCUCCCGACGCUUUGGACGCCAACGCCGUUGCCUUGGAUACGCUGCUGUACAGGAAGAGCCCCGGACAGUGGGAGGACAAGAGUCUCCGCAGUCUACCUCCAGAUAUGAGCCUAUCACAGAUGUCCCUCGAACCAUCGCACAUGCUAACGCUGGAGGCUAAACCACACUGGCCCCGUCAAGGAAAAGAGCAGACGCCAUCCCUCCGAGGACUGUGCGGCUCUCUCACCUCCGUCAACAGUUUCAGGUCUCUGGCCAGUUUGAGGUCUAACGAAUGUCUGGCCAGUCCCGCUGCUGAGGUCAGCAGCCCAGGCUUCACCCCCACAUAAGGUUACAACUCAAGCCAGCCAUCUUCUCUACGUGCUAUUACGUUCUUUGUAGAGAUGUAUGUUCUCAUUGUGUCGACACCGACAUGUUUUCACAUGCUGUUGGAAUGAGCUCACCCGCCUGAAGCACACUGACAUGAUAUAAAUUUACCUUGAAUGGUUUGUAUUGAGAUUGUAUUUCACGUGCCAACAUUGGAAAAGUCGGGCUCGUCGUCGUCACCAAUUGUUUCUGGAGGAUCAUCGAAUGUCCACUUUUCCCAUUUAUUACCAUAUCAGUUUUACAUCUUUGGUUCUCAGGAGUUUUUGUGCCUUGCUUUUUUUCAUUCGCGUGCAUAGUACCGUAUUUCGUUCUCAGGUCAUGACCACUAUGAUUGAUAAGCCACCCUCGGAUUAAUCUGACGUUUUCCCUUUACUUAUUUCGGUUGCAAUGCAGUCAUUCAAUUUGGCUUGUUGUGAUUGUGAUUGAACGUCUGGCAUUCAGGCUGUGUACCUUAACUGUGCUGUUUGCUUUUAGUUUAUUCCAUUGUUCAUUUGUACACAUGCAAAUAUUUCCCGGAUUUUUAUCCUUCACUUUGAAUAAACUUUAUUUGGGCAGAAAUCA
Messenger RNA from Hippocampus zosterae (dwarf seahorse), 2125 nucleotides. RefSeq names its product RUN domain containing 3b (gene rundc3b). The record is from RefSeq and is a predicted model, not a curated record. The transcript has 12 exons. Bases 1 to 1527 code for a protein of 508 amino acids. NCBI's taxonomy places the organism in Eukaryota, Metazoa, Chordata, Actinopteri, Syngnathiformes, Syngnathidae.